UGAAGUGAGGUGAUCCAUCCGGCUGAGCAGCAGGUGCUCUCGCUGCACUCUUCCCACGACGCACGUCGGCAGCCACCGACGAAUAUUCCACACAGAAUGUCACCGGACAGCAGAGUUACUACCGUGCACCGCAUCACGAGGGAGGAGAGACACGAGCAUAACCGCGGUCCGAUGCAGAAUGACAGAUCCGACGGCUGCAAGGCUCCCCACGUGAACUCGGUGGGGCUACAACUCUGACACCUGCAGUCCUCCCCCCAAAGCAAAGCCCCCGGCCGGGGACGGAGUCCUGGACCAAAACCCGCGCCACAGCCUUCCCCGCUCCCGAUCCGGCCGCCCCAAGCUGAGCAGGAUGGCCCAUUCGCCGGCGCCUGGCGGCGUCGGGGCCCAGGCGCUGGUGGUGUCGCUGAACUGCCUCGACGACACCUCGCUGGAGCAGGAGGGUUUGGCCGGCGUGGCCGCGGUCGAGCACGUGCCCCUCUCCGCCGUCGCCUCCGGCCGCGUCGAGGCCGCCGCCGCCGUGCUGCUCCCCUCCCUUGCCUUCCUCCCGCGCGCGGCCCAGCGCCGACUCCGCCCGUGGCAGCUCCUGCUCUGCCUCGGCUCCGCGGACCGCGCGGCCGACGCCGCGGUCGCCGCGGACCUGGGCCUCCGCCUCGUGCACGUCGACGCCAACCGCGCCGAGGAGGUCGCCGACACCGUCAUGGCGCUCAUCCUGGGUCUGCUCCGCCGGACCCAUCUGCUGUCGCGCCACGCCUCCUCGGUCCCGGCCGCAGUCGCUGCCGGCUGGCUGGGUUCCGUCCAGCCGAUGUGCCGCGGCAUGCGGCGCUGCCGCGGCCUCGUGCUUGGCAUCAUUGGCCGUUCCGCCGCUGCCCGAUGCCUCGCAACUCGCAGCCUCGCUUUCCGGAUGAGCGUGCUCUACUUCGAUCCGCGCUAUACAGCCAAUGGGAAAGCAAAGCGACCUUCUAUUGUAUUUCCAUCUGCAGCGAGGAGAAUGGAUACUCUCAAUGAUUUAUUAGCAGCAAGUGACCUUGUUUCACUGCAUUGCGCAUUAACAAAUGACACCAUGCAUAUACUUAACGCUGACUGCCUGCGGCACAUAAAACCUGGAGCUUUUGUAGUCAAUACUGGCAGUUGCCAGCUAAUUGAUGAUUGUGCACUCAAAGAGCUCUUGAUUGAUGGUACCAUAGCUGGUUGUGCAUUGGAUGGUGCUGAAGGUCCACAAUGGAUGGAAGCAUGGGUGAGGGAGAUGCCAAAUGUUUUAAUUCUUCCGCGGAGUGCAGACUACAGCGAAGAAGUGUGGAUGGAAAUAAGAGAGAAAGCAAUCACGAUACUACAGUCCUUUUUCUUUGAUGGUGUUGUUCCAAAUAGUGCAAUUUCUGACGAAGAUGAGGAAAUCAGUGAAGCUGGAAAUAAAGAUGAUCAUCUAGACACACGGGCAAAAGAUAGCCAGUCACAGGGCUUUGAUGUUGAACAGCAGACAAAUGAAAGCCACUUAACUCUGGAGUAUGAAAAGAAAAGAGUCAUAUCCCACCAUAAAGAGCCUCAAGCUUCAGGACAAUCUGUAAACAUUGGCUCCCGAUCUGAAGGAAGGCGUAGUCGUUCAGGAAAGAAAGGGAAAAAGAGGCCUGCUCACCGCAGAUCUCAACAGAAACCGGAUGACUUGUCUACUGUAGAAAGUGACAGUAAUUAUUCCUCACGAAAAGAUGAUGACACUGCAAUGAGUAGCAGGGACCAGGUUUUAAGUUCCAGUUCACGUUUUGCCUCACCUGAGGACUCAAAAUACAAGCAGAAAUCUCCUGCUGAAUCCCCCAUGGAAAUAACUUCCGAGAAGAAGUUGCCUAUACUGCUCAGUAGGAAGUAUCCUGAUAAACUGAAAGAUGGUUUUGUUGUAGCUUUGAGACCAAAAGAUAGUUCAGGAUACCAUGUUGCAAGACAGAGAGCAGCUGGUGGUGGUGGCUGGAUCCUUGAUAUCGUGUCAAAUGCUACAAACAGGGACCCUGCUGCUCAGUUCCUAGUUACCUUCAAAAACAAGGAUACUAUGGGUCUGCGGUCCUUCGUUGCCGGUGGUAAACUACUGCAGAUUAAUAGGAAGACAGAGUUUGUGUUUGCAAGUCAUUCUUUCGAUGUUUGGGAGAGCUGGAUGCUGAAUGGUUCCUUGCUGGAGGGUUGUAAGCUUAUCAAUUGCAGAAAUCCUUCGGCUGUAUUGGACGUCUGUAUCGAGAUCCUUGCAGCUGCGAGUGAAGAAGAUGGUGUCACUCGGUGGCUAGAUUAGCCAUGCUGGGGACUGGAUAAGUGAACUGACUCCUCGUUGUUUGAUUUGAUUUGAUUUGCUCCCAAACUCCUCUCUCUGCUGAAGCAAGUACCCAAUUUUGGCUUUUCUAAUAUAGUGACCCUGUAGGCACAGCAUGUAUGUCCAGCACGGCAGCACGUUUGUAAGUGUGGAAUGUGUAAGAAGGCUUGUGAAGUGCUUUUAGUAUUGCUGUUA
Phragmites australis (common reed) is the source of this 2482-nucleotide messenger RNA. RefSeq names its product C-terminal binding protein AN-like. The record is from RefSeq and is a predicted model, not a curated record. The transcript has 7 exons. Gene Ontology annotation, molecular function: NAD binding. Lineage: Eukaryota; Viridiplantae; Streptophyta; Magnoliopsida; Poales; Poaceae. Bases 350 to 2269 code for a protein of 639 amino acids. Gene Ontology annotation, biological process: microtubule cytoskeleton organization.